GACGUUACGGCGGGGUGACGCGGGACGCGCUGCGCCCCGGCUGCCGCAGCGAUUCCAGCGGCGAGCGGACGGCAGCGGCGCCGGGCGCUCUGCGCCAUGACCGACGGUAGCCCUUCGGCCGCCUUGCGCGCUGUUCUCGCCCUCUUCUCUUCGUGGGGCAGGUUGGACGGCUGAGGGUGCAGAUGUCCCACCUCCUGCAAGUCGCGGCCGCGGUGAAGUGGUCGAAGUCGACGGCUGCCCGCAGAGCCGUUUUCCUGGCCUUGGCCACUUAUGGUGUCAGGAGGCUGUAUCCGCUCCUCCAGCAUCACCUCCAUGGCAAGCGGCGGCCCGGGACGCCCUCACCCCGCCACACGCCCGGCCAGUGCUUCGCCAAGAAGUCUCCGGCCGUCGACGCCGAUUUUUGUCAGCAGCUCCUCGGUCUCGGCAAAAUCCUCUUCCCCAAGCUGCUCACCAAGGAGCUGGGUUUGCUCUGCCUGCAUUCAGUGGCUUUGAUUUCCAGGACGUUUCUCUCCAUUUACGUGGCCGCAUUGGACGGGAAGAUAGUGAAGUCAAUCGUCGAAAAGAAACCCAAAAGCUUCGUGCUGAAACUGGUCAAAUGGCUUCUGGUGGCCAUCCCAGCCACUUUUGUGAAUAGCAUGAUCCGCUAUCUGGAAUGUAAGCUGGCUCUGGCAUUUCGCACUCGCCUCGUUGAUCACGCAUAUCGUACGUACUUCACUGACCAGACUUACUACAAGGUUAGCAAUAUGGACGGGAGGCUGGAAAAUCCCGAUCAGUCGCUGACAGAAGAUAUCCUGAUGUUUACUCAGUCCAUUGCACACUUGUACUCCAACCUGACGAAGCCCAUCUUUGAUGUGAUGCUGACCUCGUACACCUUGAUCCAGACUGCAACUUCGCGGGGAGCAAACCCCAUGGGACCCACUCUUUUAGCAGGCCUCGUCGUCUAUGCCACAGCCAGGGUAUUACGAGCCUUCUCUCCAAGAUUUGGCAAACUAGUGGCUGAAGAAGCCCAAAGGAAAGGAUACUUAAGAUAUAUCCAUUCACGUAUUAUAGCCAAUGCAGAAGAGAUUGCUUUUUACAGGGGACAUAGGGUGGAAAUGAAUCAGCUACAGAAAAGUUACAAGUCGCUUGCUGCCCAGAUGAAUCUUAUUUUGUCUAAAAGAUUAUGGUACAUAAUGUUGGAGCAGUUUCUAAUGAAGUACGUGUGGAGUGGAAGUGGAUUAGUGAUGGUUGCAGUACCCAUUAUCACGGCAACAGGUUUUGCAGACAAUGAGUCAGAAGACGGUCACAAGCAAAUAAGUUUGGUUAGUGAACGAACUGAAGCUUUUACCACUGCACGCAAUCUGUUGGCUUCUGGAGCAGAUGCAAUUGAAAGAAUUAUGUCGUCAUACAAAGAGAUCACUGAAUUGGCUGGCUACACAGCUCGAGUACACAACAUGUUUUCGGUUUUUGAUGAAGUCCAGAGGGGAAUAUAUAAGAGGUCCACCAUCAAUCAGGAAAUUGAAAUGGACUCCAAUAAAGUAACUAAACAUGGCUUAAGUAAUGAAAGUUCUUUGGAACAGAAAGGUCACGUUAUAGAUGUUGAUGUGGGAAUUAUAGUGAAAAUGUUCCCAUUAUUACCCCAAAUGGAGAUGUUGUUGUUUUCUAGACUAAACUUUAAGGUUGAUGAAGGCAUGCAUCUCCUUAUUACUGGGCCAAAUGGAUGUGGAAAAAGUUCUUUAUUCAGGAUAUUGAGCGGUCUAUGGCCAGUGUAUGGAGGGGUAUUGUAUAAGCCUCCUCCACAGCAUAUGUUCUACAUUCCGCAGAGGCCUUACAUGUCUGUUGGAACCCUAAGAGAUCAGGUUAUCUAUCCGGACUCUGUGGAAGACAUGCAUGAGAAAGGAUAUGCAGAUCUGGAUCUGGAGCAUAUUCUAGAUAUUGUUCACUUGAAUCACAUAGUACAGAGAGAGGGAGGAUGGGAUGCCUUUACUGAUUGGAAGGAUGUCUUGUCUGGGGGUGAGAAACAAAGAAUGGGGAUGGCACGAAUGUUUUAUCACAAACCAAAAUAUGCAUUGCUAGAUGAAUGCACAAGUGCUGUGAGUAUUGAUGUCGAGGGCAAGAUAUUUCAGACUGCAAAGAAUUCGGGGAUCUCAUUGCUUUCUAUUACUCAUAGGCCAUCUCUCUGGAAAUACCACACACAUCUAUUGCAGUUUGACGGGGAGGGUGGUUGGCGAUUUGAACAAUUAGAUACUGCCACUCGACUCUCACUGGCUGAGGAAAAGCAGAGACUUGAGUCUCAACUGGCUGGAGUCCCUCAGAUGCAACAGAGAUUGAAUGAACUGUGCAAGAUUUUGGGAGAAGACUCUGUGCUUAGAACUACUGGAACUGAAGAAUGAUAACACAGACAAUGAAUGUGAUAAUAUGACAAGAAGAGCUGCAAAAGAAUUGCAUGAUGCAAACAAAAUUAAAACAAGAUUUUCUUAUUUAUUUAGAAUCAUUAACUCCUUUCAGUAAAAUAAGGUUUAACUUUUGGACGUAUAAUCUCUCAUUCCAUUAGAAUACUGAUAUGUUAACCUUUGGAAAGUUUACAUUAUUGAAAUAUUAGCUUUUCAUAAUAAAUUUGACAGCAUUAUUUAAAAGAAAAUAUUGAAGUUAAGAGGAAACUAGAAUUUAUGUGUUCUAGGAAAUUGGUCCACAUUCGAUAAAUGCAGUUGAAUGCUCUUAAUUUUAUGAGCCUUAUUUUCUGUUCACUUAGUAUCAGGUAUCACGUGGUAGAAGUGACCAGGCUAGAUUUUUGAUAUGGAUGAUACCACACCAUUAUCUUUUUUUUUACCACUCUGCCCAGGAAGUUCCUUUGCAAUAAGCGCAAAUAGUAUUUUGUUCUGCAUCCCAGGAUUCAUUGUUUUGAGGAAAGGGACAGGAAUUCUUGUAUCAACAUAUGAUUUGAUUUCAGUGCAAUAUGACUGAAUCUCUGGUGUAAGAUUUAGCAUGCCAGGCAUGCUGACUCUUGAAACUAUUACUUCCCCAUUUGCUGCUGCUAAAGCAGUAUACAUUACUAAGCAUGGCUUCCUCUUGUUUUGGAGAUCUUAGUUAUGAACUUAUGCUUACACACAUUUCGUAGUUCACAGAAUUUAAAACUGCUCCAUUUUGUUUUUAAGGUAAGAUUGACUUGGUAUAGUUUUCUGUUUACUUUAAUUACUACAGUGCACAUUAAUGCAAAAUAUGCAUAUUUUGCUUCAACAAAUGGAUUAUCUGUUGCAUUAAUUAUAUCUGCAUUUUUCCAAUGAAAAGCUUAAUACUGUGGCUUCAAAUAAAAACCUGGGUCAGCUUUUAAAGCAAAAAAACAGCAGAUGCUAGAAAUCUGAAAUAAAAACAGAAAAUGCUGGAAAUACUCAGCAGAUUGGGCAGCAUCUGUGGUGAGAGAAACAGCUUUAAUUCUUAAGAUCUAUUGAUUUCCAUCAUAGCAGGUGAAAGGUCAUUGCCUGAAACAUUUGUUGUUUGUCUCCCUGCAGCAUUUUCUAUUUUUAUAUCUGGAUUUACUUUUUUCUUUUCAAAUGUUUUUAUCCAUUUAUUAGAACUCACUCAUGCAGAGGCUCAUCUCUUAUGAAAGGAAUUUUUUUGCUCAAUGUACUUGGCAUUCUUUACACUUGUGCUAAGAUGCCUAGUUUUAUAUAGUUUACUAUUUUAAAUUAUAAAACACCAAAUUUUUUUAAGUUCCAUUUGUUCCUUUCCCACCAGGAGGGUUUAGUCUAUGGAUUUUGUAAUUGUUGAUUGGCCAACUGGGGGUGUGCUUCUUUGAUGCAGAGCUGGCCCUGUAUCCAUCGCACUUCUCUCUAUAUAUGAAAUUCUACUGAUGCAAAAACAUGGAAUGUAUGGAAAUUUUGCAAUGGGGAAUAUUAGACUUCAAACAACUGAAGCCAGUAUUUGAACCAGCAAACUAAAUGGCUGCCAGUACUCUUGAGUGUUCUCCUUAUUAGCUUGAGAUUUAACAGAAACUUAUUGAGUUUGAAGUAACUUUUUUAAUUGUAUUAAAAUACAAAGGGCCCGUCAUCAUUCCUUACUGUUUUGUGUAAAUUUAAAAACAAACUGUUUGUAUUCUUGAACUGUUGUCUUUCAUGAUAAGUUGUUAAUCUGCAUGUGCUUGCAUGCCAUUAAAUACUUUUUUUUAAAAAAGUAUCAUGCUCUUCUAACCAGUCCAUACUACUGAAACUCAGCCCUUCAGCUUCGUGUUCUAAAAUGUGUCCUUUGCAUGAUGCAUGUAAACUUUGAGUAAUAUCAUGCAUUUCUGUGAAAAUGUUAUGUAGAGUAGUUUCAAUAACAAUAUUCAUAUGGCUGGACCAGGAUGUGACAGAAAAAGAGCAUGUGUGUGGGAAUGAACACAGUUACUUCAUUUGUGUUUUGAAAGAUUUGUAAUUAAAAAUGAAUGACAUUUUAUAUUGAAACUUUAAAAUAUUAACAAUAAAUUGCAAGAUUUGCAGGUCAUUAUUUGUUGAGUUGGUAAUUCUGGUACAGUUGACUAGCAAAAUGGAAAUUUUGCAAAAAUGCCCUUAAAAUUUACAUUUUUCAAUUGCUAUUAAAAAGGCUAUGGCAAUGUAAUCACAUUCGAUCAAGGCAAAUCUGUUGUUGGCAGGUGUAGUCUGUCUUGAAUGCAAAUAAAUGAAAUGAUACACAGAACACACUCGAUUACAAAUGUAUAUUCUGCUCCUGCCAGUCAGUAUUUGCCAAUAUCUUUUAAAUGUGUUGGAGCUGAGAGGAGAAUUGGAUAGACACACAUGAACAUAGUAUCAAAGUGCAGUAAAAUGCAUUUUAGUUGUCACACUCUUUUAUGCAAGGCCAAAUUGUGUUAUAUCUAAAAUACUUUGAUUUUGUACUGUUUGAAUUAAGUAAUCUGAAGAGAGCUUGGCUUGAAAGCGACUUCAAGAGGAGUAUUUUGAGCAGUCCAAACACUGCAGGAAGUGAGUUGCAUUUUCUGAAAUGAAUUUAAAAAUUACCUCAAAAUGAAUGUGAAAUUCUGUUUUGACUAUCAAUUGCAAUUUAUUUAAUCUGUAUGUAAAUGCACCAUGUAUAUUGUAUUUUGGAAAAUAGUUUUAUUGUUACACACAUUAAAAAUGUCUGAAUCACCAUGAA
This is a messenger RNA of Pristis pectinata (smalltooth sawfish), 5103 nucleotides long. RefSeq names its product ATP-binding cassette sub-family D member 2-like. Gene Ontology annotation, cellular component: peroxisomal membrane. Lineage: Eukaryota; Metazoa; Chordata; Chondrichthyes; Rhinopristiformes; Pristidae. The record is from RefSeq and is a predicted model, not a curated record. Gene Ontology annotation, biological process: very long-chain fatty acid catabolic process; long-chain fatty acid import into peroxisome; peroxisome organization. Bases 183 to 2372 code for a protein of 729 amino acids. Gene Ontology annotation, molecular function: ATP binding; ATP hydrolysis activity; ABC-type transporter activity. The transcript is spliced from 10 exons.